Messenger RNA from Salvia miltiorrhiza (redroot sage), 1257 nucleotides. Its product is annotated as F-box/kelch-repeat protein At3g23880-like. Gene Ontology annotation, molecular function: protein binding. The record is from RefSeq and is a predicted model, not a curated record. The transcript has a single exon. NCBI's taxonomy places the organism in Eukaryota, Viridiplantae, Streptophyta, Magnoliopsida, Lamiales, Lamiaceae. Bases 1 to 1257 code for a protein of 418 amino acids.
AUGCCUCCCAAGAGAAACUCAAAAUCCCACAACAAGAACAAGGCAGCGGCGGAGACGAACGCCAUGGGCGACUGCAAGUUACCUCCGGACAUGAUGAUCGCCAUUUUGGCGCGACUACCGGUGAAAUCUCUGUGCCGCUUCAAGUGCGUAUGCAAGCCGUGGUGCAAGCUCGUCUCGAAUCCAGAUUUCGUAAAGCUUCACACCGAUCUGUCCCCGAGAGCGAGAGCCUCCGCCUCCGUUGUUCAGUCGCAUCUCCUAACAUGCUCUGUUUUAGGAAUCAACCCCAACAGGGUUUCUCCCAUUGAGGCAGACCACCCAUACGAAAUCUUCUUGGAUCACUGCAACGGCCUCGUUUGCAUGGGCCGCCCUGCAUUCACCGAUAAGGUUAUUCUCUGGAAUCCUGCCACCAAUCUGUGGAAAGUUCUUCCCGGUUUCAGGACUAAUUUUGGGGCUACGAAGAUGGUAUCGCUGGGGUUCGGGUGCACCGCCGAGGGAGAUGACUUUAAGGUGGUUAGGAUUUCUUGUUUGAAGGGGAAGAAGAUGAAGGUUGGGGUUGAGGUUUACUCCUCCAAGUCUGCUUCAUGGAGAGUAUUGGAUGAUGUGGGAAUCAGGUGUCGAGUCAAGUAUCCCAAGAAUCACGUGAUUGUUAAUGGAGAUCCCUAUUGGGACACUUGCUUCGCCGAGAGACUAAACCAAAAUGGCGAGAUUGAGGAGGCUAGUGCUUUACUGGGAUUUGAUGCUACCCACAUGAAAUUCAAGGUUGUGCCACUGCCCAGGUAUGACAUUGUUGGAAAUGGGCCCAUUGUCAAUUGGGAAGGCUCCAUUGCUAUGCUCGACUGCAUCAAGAAAGACGGCGAUUGGUUACAGGCCAUUGAUUUAUGGUGCUAUCAUGAGGGCGAUGGCGCGUGGAUCCUCAAGAAGAGGCUUGAUGUAAAACACGAUUUGAAGGUGGAUCAAUGCCUUGACUGUUCGAGGUCGGGCAAAAUUGUUGGUGGAUGCACAAACGGGAAGCUCUUCAUCUUUGAUCCCAAAACGGGUGGUGUUGUUGUGAGCGAGGUGAAGAGAGGGAGAGGCUGUUCCUUCCAAAUAUUCGGGUAUGAUGAGAGCUUGGCAUGUGUCAAAGACAUGACCCCUGCUGCUGCGGCUCUCAUCAACAAGGAAGAUAAGCUCGUGUUCAACGACAUAGAGGGCUUCUUCGUCUCCAGUUUCCGCCACAGCAACGGCCAGGUUGCUUGCUACUAUGCCUUGGCCAAAUGA